CCCGUCCCCAGUAAUUGACCAUUUAAAAAAGUAACAGCGGGGAAUAUAAAAUGCCCCUAUCAUCAUCUGAAUCUCUGUUGACAUGGUACAACAUGGAGUAUACUUCUAUCCCAUCCAUUAUGACGCAAAAAGAAACCCACCCCAGAGUGGACCACAUCAAAUCCCCCAAAAUCUUCCCCGUCCUGAACGGUAAAGUAUCCCUGGUAACAGGCGGCGCACAGGGAAUCGGAAAAGCCAUCGCGGAGGUAUUCCUCAAAGCCGGCGCCAUCGUCGUGAUAGCCGAUAUCCAGGAAACGACGGCACAAAAGACAGUGAAGGAAUUGCAAAGUCUAGGCGAGGUCUCGUUUUGCAAGGCUGAUAUUUCAAACCCCAAUGAUGUGAAGAAUAUGAUUGCGUAUAUAACGACGAAAUACGGACGGUUGGAUAUCGCUGUGAACAACGCAGCCCUGACACCAGACAAGACACCGUUUGUUGAUUUCGACGUCGAGUAUUGGAAGAAAACGAUCGAUAUCAACCUGACUGGGACAGCGUUAUGCUGUAAACAUGAACUGCAGCAGAUGAUAGCACAGAAAACGCCCGGGUCGAUUGUGAAUAUCGCUUCGAUUAAUGCGUUCAAGGUCCAGCCGAAUAUGCCUGCUUACACGGCGGCUAAACAUGCGGUUUUGGGGUUGACCAAGCAUGCGGCUAUGGAAGGGGGUCCGUAUGGGAUUCGGGUUAAUGCGAUUGCUCCUGGGCCUAUCUUGGUAUGAUCAAUCACCUCAUGCCAUCAGCAAGUCAAAUUAGUUGCUAAUUAUGCACAGACUGAGAUGGCAGCAGCUGCGUUGAAGAUAAUGGGAACGACCCACGAAGAGUUUGCGUCGAGUGUUUGUCAUUUGAAGCGGUUUGGACAACCACAUGAAGUUGCCCAGGGCUGUCUUUGGCUUUCGUCGAAUGGGGCGUCGUUUGUCACUGGGACUUGUGUGCCGGUUGAUGGAGGGGUUCUGGCCAAGAUGUGAUAACAUGCUUUAAGAAAGAUCAACCUCUCUGACGGAUUUGAAAGUGUUCCUGCUUGAAUAAGAUGUCUUCAAGACUAUGAACGAUAAAUAAGAUGAACCAACCUGGAACCCAUGGCCGAUUCUUAGCCCCGUAAUGGCUUGUCAGCUUUCG
Molecule: messenger RNA, 1146 nt
Organism: Aspergillus wentii DTO 134E9
Lineage: Eukaryota; Fungi; Ascomycota; Eurotiomycetes; Eurotiales; Aspergillaceae
Product: SDR family NAD(P)-dependent oxidoreductase
Exons: 1
Coding region: 51-749 (232 amino acids)
Molecular function (GO): oxidoreductase activity
Source: RefSeq, a predicted model, not a curated record